CCCACCAGCCGUGCCCCUCCUUUAGGAAGAUGGCGAUGGGUGCGCUUCCGGUAUGUGUCUUUCCGGGUGCCUCCGGGCGGCUGCAGCAGGUGCCGCCCAACGCGUUCCGGCCUCUUUGCUGCACAGCAUAAAGCGGUGAUGGCUGGCGGACAGUCUGGAUGGAGCCAGGCGGCUCUCCUCCAGUUCUUUCUGGGCGUGUGCCUGAUGGUGAUGCCCCCAACACAGGCUCGGAGUCUGCGCUUUGUUACGUUGCUCUAUCGGCAUGGAGAUCGUUCACCAGUGAAGACAUAUCCCAAGGACCCCCAUCAGGAAGAUGAAUGGUCCCAGGGGUUUGGUCAGCUAACCAAGGAAGGGAUGCAACAGCACUGGGAGCUGGGUCAUGCUCUGCGGAUACGCUACCAUGGCUUUCUAAACACCUCUUACCACCGGCAAGAGAUUUAUGUGCGAAGCACAGACUUUGACCGUACUCUCAUGAGUGCUGAGGCCAACCUGGCUGGACUCUUCCCUCCCAAUGAGAUGCAGAGCUUCAACCCUAACAUCUCAUGGCAGCCCAUUCCUGUCCAUACUGUGCCCAUCACCGAGGACAGGUUGCUGAAGUUCCCGUUGGGCCCAUGUCCCCGUUAUGAACAGCUGCAGAAUGAGACCCGACAGACAGCAGAAUAUCAGAACAAGACUAUUCAGAAUGCACAAUUUCUGGACAUGGUGGCCAAUGAGACAGGGCUUACAGACCUGACCCUAGAGACCGUCUGGAAUGUCUAUGACACACUCUUCUGUGAGCAAACACAUGGGCUGAGCCUGCCGUCCUGGGCCUCACCCCAAACUGUGCAGCAUCUGAGCCAGCUAAAGGACUUCAGCUUCCGCUUCCUCUUCGGGAUCCAUGAGCAAGCACAGAAGGCCCGGCUUCAGGGGGGAGUUCUGCUGGCUCAAAUAUUGAAGAACCUGACCCUAAUGGCAACCAGCUCUCAAUUCCCUAAGCUUCUGGUUUACUCUGCGCACGACACUACCCUGGUUGCCUUGCAAAUGGCACUUGACGUCUACAAUGGUAAACAAGCCCCCUAUGCCUCCUGCCACAUGUUUGAACUAUACCAGGAAGAUGAUGGGAAUUUCUCUGUUGAGAUGUACUUCCGGAAUAGCAGCGAGAAGGCCCCCUGGCCACUGAUCCUGCCUGGCUGCCCUCACCGCUGCCCACUACAGGACUUCCUUCGCCUCACAGAACCUGUCAUACCCAAGGACUGGCAGAAGGAGUGCCAGCUGGCAAGUGAUACUGCAGACACAGAGGUGAUCGUGGCCUUGGCUGUCUGUGGCUCCAUCCUCUUCCUUCUCAUAGUGCUGCUCCUCACUGUCCUCUUCCGGAUGCAGGCCCAGCCUCCUGGCUAUCACCACGUUGCAGACAGAGAAGACCAUGCCUGACAGCCACUCAGCCCCCAUCCCUCUGCCUCCUAGGAGAGGUGGGCUAGGCUUUUGCUCCUGACUAGUGCUGCUCCCCAGCCCACAGACAGGAGGCCCUGGGUUGAACCUCCUUGAUUACCUAAGCCCAAAUAAAAUGAGUGGGGCUCAGCUGGGCGCACGGCACCUGUCACUCACCA
Nannospalax galili (Upper Galilee mountains blind mole rat) is the source of this 1586-nucleotide messenger RNA. It is a transcript of the gene Acp2, whose product is annotated as acid phosphatase 2, lysosomal. NCBI's taxonomy places the organism in Eukaryota, Metazoa, Chordata, Mammalia, Rodentia, Spalacidae. The coding region runs from base 139 to 1410 and encodes 423 amino acids. Gene Ontology annotation, molecular function: acid phosphatase activity. The record is from RefSeq and is a predicted model, not a curated record. Gene Ontology annotation, biological process: lysosome organization; dephosphorylation. Gene Ontology annotation, cellular component: lysosome. The transcript is spliced from 11 exons.